Aphidius gifuensis is the source of this 2100-nucleotide messenger RNA. It is a transcript of the gene Vsp37A, whose product is annotated as vacuolar protein sorting-associated protein 37A. NCBI's taxonomy places the organism in Eukaryota, Metazoa, Arthropoda, Insecta, Hymenoptera, Braconidae. Gene Ontology annotation, biological process: ubiquitin-dependent protein catabolic process via the multivesicular body sorting pathway; protein targeting to vacuole; protein targeting to membrane. The transcript is spliced from 4 exons. The record is from RefSeq and is a predicted model, not a curated record. Gene Ontology annotation, cellular component: ESCRT I complex. Bases 175 to 1383 code for a protein of 402 amino acids.
CAAUACACCAACAAACACAAUCAUCAGGGUCAGUUGGGUCUUUAGUGAUAUUAUUAACAAUUGUUUAACAAUUUUUUUUUUUUUUUCUUUCCUCAAUACUCUCCCAAUAAGUGAUUUUAUUUAUUGACAGAUAUAUAAAGAGGCGAAUGUAUUAUUUAAAUUUAAGGCAUUUAAAUGAUAUCGCGAAUAUUCCGUGGUGAAAAUGACAAUGCUGCUGUCAAAAGAAAACGUCAAAUUGAUACACUUAAAAUUUUCAAUGACAAUGUUGUAGAAUUGAGAGAAGAUGUUGAAUAUCAGGUAGAAUUUGAAUCUGGAGAUAUGCGAAUGGCAAUAAUGGUCUCGUUAUCUCCAGAAUUUCCACUGGAAAAACCAGUACUACGUGUAUCACCACCUGUAAAUCAUUCUUGGUGUAAUGAACACAGUGAAAUAACAAGUGCUCCAGGUCUACUUAAUUUUACAGUACACAGUGAUCUUGGUCGUGUUGUUCAAGCAAUUAUUCGUGAAUUUAGUAAAAAUCCACCACAAUUAAAAGAUGAUUUAUCAUUGGCUUCAAACAUUUCUCACAGAGAAUUAACUGAUAGAGCAUCACCGUCAUAUUCUCUUCGGGCUUAUUCAGAUCAUCCAUCAACGUCGUACAAUUCUUAUUACAAUUCGCAGUAUCCACAAUUUUCAUCACCUGUUACAAAUAAAACAACAAGUUAUUCUUAUAAUUAUAUUGACACUAGUAACACAAUGAAUUGUCCAAGUCCACCACAAUUUACAAAUGAUACUCGUACAACUGGUUAUAUAUCACCAUUAAGAAAUUCACAUUAUAUUAAUUCAAAUUAUGCUGUUAGAAAUAUAUCGGGACAAUCAUCAGCUGCUGUUAGUCAUGAAUUUCCUGAAUUAAAUAAUUUUAGUAAUGAUGAACUUAGAAAACUUGCUGCUGAUGAUGAUGAUGAUGAAAAACUUGAUAUAUUUAUUGAUGAACAUUCCCAAUUAAAACAAGUUAAUUUAGCUAUUGAUGAAGCUAUUGAUAAUGUUGAAAAAAUAGCAUCAAAUAAUUUAGCCAAAGAGACUGAACUUAAAUUAUUACAAGAUGAUGUAUCAGCCAAAGUACAAACUGUAUCUGUAUUAAAAGCACGUUAUGAUACAUUGAUACAACAAUACAAUAAAUUAUCUGAAGUAUUUGCACCUGAUCAUAUUAAAGAAUGUUUGAAAAAUGCUGCUGAUGAAAGCCAUGAAAAAAGUGAAGAAAUUGCUGAAGAUUUUCUUAAUGGUAAAAUUGAUGUUGAUAAUUUUUUAAAUAAAUAUGUUGAACGUAGAAAAUUAGGACAAGAAAGACGUACAAAAGAAGAAAAACUUGCACAUCAAUUAAAUGAAUUAAAAAGAGCUGGUUAUUAAUUGCAUAAUAAACAAAAAAAAAUAAUAUUAAUUAUUUAUUCUUUUAAUGAAAAUAAUAAAAAAGUAAAUUUUGUAAAUAUUUUUUAGUUAAUGGAAAGAUAAAGAACAAAAAGCAACAAGAAACACUGAGUCACUUAAAAUGGUAUAUUGUUUUUUUUUUUUGCUUAAAAUAAUUGUGACGACUUUUUUUUAAUAAUUAAAAUAAUGACUGGUCAUAUUAUUGUCGUUCACAUAUUAAUAAUGUUGGUACACUAUUAUUAAUUAUUAUUUUUUGCAUCAUGUAAAUAAAUUAAUAUUCAGAGGGUUAUAUGUCCAAUAAUUUUAUAAUUUUAAAUACACCACUGAAUGUUCUAACUUUAAUAUAAAACUUUUUUAAAAAUGUUUUAAAAAAUAAUUAAUUCAUAAAAGAAAAAAAAAAUAUAUAUAUAUUACAUCUGAAAGAUUGUCUUAAUAUACCACAAUUAAUAUUUGUUUUGUGUUUUUUUUUUAUCGAAAAAAAUCAAUCAUCACAUAAAUAUAUUUUUGUUUUUUGAUAAAAAAAAAACGAAGUCACAUUGAUAUGAAAAAAGACUGUAUAAAUAAAAAAGAAAAAACUGUUUAUACAAAAAAAUGAAAAUAAAUAAAUUAAAUAAUUAUUAUAAAUCUCAAUAUUAAUUUUAUAAAUAUUUAUUUUUAUUAUUUACAGUACAAUAAUUAUCAGAAAAAAAAUGAAAAAGA